AAUAAGAGUUACCGUUUUCUAAAACGUUCAGUUUUGUAUAAAUAAAGUAUAGAUAAACUUUUCGUCGAAUUGCACUAUAUGCAUAAUGAUUCAUUUUUCCUUAUACAACGCAAUGGGGAAAACCAAUGUACGAAUUUCUAGGAAGAUUACGGUGUUCAAGAUUUGCAUAAUGUGGCUUUGUUCACAAGUGGCACAGUUAGACUUAGAAUUUUUACGAAGCUAAAUAACGAACUUUGUAAAGAUAUAAAUUAAAAACUACUUUGAUAAAGCAGAUAAGAGUACGUAUAUAUCUGUUAAUUAGUCUAGUGAAAUACCGUACAAGCAUUUUUUUCCUCAUCCGAAAUAAGUAAAAAUGAAAAGAAUGUGGAAAACCUAUGGACGAAUCGUCAUACUGGCGAUACUGUUCACAACCGCUUAUUCAAAGAAACAUGACGAAGACACUGCAACGGCUAACAGUAAAUCUGGAUCAUCGACGGAAAAUACCACGGACUAUCGUUUGUCUGGCGAUGUAGUACCCUUGGAGUAUUUCAUCCAUCUAAAACCUAAUAUCUCACUGACGAAUUCGACUUUUACUGGAACUGUUGGAAUCCCUGCCAUUGUUAAGAAAACCACUUCGGAGAUUGUUCUUCAUGCAGAAGCUAUCGAAAUAGACAAUGUCUCUGUAUUCUGUAUAAACAAACGAACUGGUGCCUCGAAAAAACUGAACGUUUUAAACGUUACUAAAAUCGAGCAAUACCAGUUUCUUAAUAUUCGCAUUCACUCACUGAUAGCUCGUGGAACACAUAUUAGAAUUGAAAUGUCUUACAAUGGUCCAAUUUAUGACAACGUUUCCCUCGGAUUAUUCAAGAGUGCAUACAAAGUCAAAAAUGAAACUAGAUACAUGCUCGCAACUCACGUGGCGCCAACUAUUGCCAGGAUGGUAUUCCCUUGUUUUGAUGAGCCUUCGUUUAAGGCAUUCUUCCACUUAAGCGUGGAUGUUCCUCAAAACUACAAUGCUAUUAGUAAUAUGCCAGUUAAGAGAAUAACAAAUAAGAGAACAUUCGAAUUUGAAAGGACACCGCCGAUGUCGACUUACUUAUUUGCUUUAGUAGUGAGCGAGUUUCAAAGUUUAUCCAACAACAAUGGAUCGCACGUUUUCAAAGCUUGGUCAAAUCCUGAUCGUGUUGAUCAGCUUUCAUAUCCUCUGUCUGUAUUAACGAAAGCGAUAGAAUUCUUUGAAACUCAUUUGAAAGUGCCGUAUGCACUGCCUAAACUCGACAUAGUUGCUAUACCAGACUAUAUCGCUGUUGCGAUGGAAAAUUGGGGUUUAUGUCAUUAUCGUGAGUCUUGGAUGCUUUACGAUCCCGAAGUCACGUCGAUCACGCGUAAAAGAAUCAUUCGCAACGCUGUGACUCACGAGCUUUCGCAUCAAUGGUUUGGUAACCUUGUGACUCCGCAACGCUGGGAUGUGCUGUGGCUCAGCGAAGCCUUUGGAGCUUAUUUUGAGUCGCAUGCUUACGAAGAUGCUUUAGCUCCAUGGAAUUUAGACGGGCAAUUCGUUGUAAACGAAAUGCAACCAUCUUUUGAAGGCGAUGCAAAAUUGAGCACACCAAGUGUAGUGCGCCCUGUUUAUAGCUCAGAUGAAAUCAUAGCGAUAUUUGAUGAGGUAGUAUACAUCAAAGGCGCAAGUUUGGUGAGAAUGCUCGAAAAAGUUUUAGGACAAGAAAUGUUCUAUGGUGCUCUACGUAGAUACCUCGUGAACAACAAGUUUUCUUCUGGAACGCCUGAAAAAAUGCAUUGUGCUAUUGAAGAGGAACUCAAAUAUAAUAAUUAUAAAUUGGGAACUACGGCAGCUGAAUUGUUAAGCAGUUGGACGUUACAACCAGGUUUUCCCGUUGUAGAUGUUCAUUUUACUGGAGACGUUGCGACAUUAAAGCAGAAACGAUUUUUAAUAAAAUCGACCGAGAAUACGACUGAAGAAUCAACGUGGGUUAUUCCCAUAAAUUGGGCUACAAAAAGUCAUCCCGAUUUCAGUGACACGACAAAGAUUAAUUGGCUAACGAAAAAUCAGACGACUGUCAGAAUAAACAAUGCUAGUAAAGAUUGGGUAGUCAUUAAUAUUCAACGAACUGGUUACUAUAGAGUCAAUUACGGUGUCAAAAUGUGGAAACGUAUUAUAAAAGCAUUGAAAUCAACAGACUACCAGACUAUCCAUGAAAUCAACCGUGCUUCUGUAAUCGACGAUCUUUUUAAUUUAGCAAGAGUUGGUGCUGUUGAAUACGAUUUGGUAUUAUCAGGAACACAAUAUCUCGCUCAGGAAACUAAUUUUAUACCGUGGCAAGCUGCACUUAAAGGUUUCAACUAUUUGAAAAAACGUCUCACAGGUCACCCCGAAAUUUACAAUCAGUUUAAGAGCCACGUACUAUCGUUGAUUGAACCAAUUUACCAAAAACUAGGGUUUGAUGAUAUUAAAGGUGAAAGCCUCCUUGAUGCACAUUUAAGAGAAUUAAUCCUUCAAUGGUCAUGUACACUGGACAAUAACAAAUGUGUCAAUGAAUCCUUGAACAGGUUCCAAAAACUACAGCAAAACAGCAGUUAUAGAGUGCCACCUAAUCAGCAGAGUAUAGUUUACUGUAUGGCAGUGAAACACGGUUCAUCUAGAAUCUGGGAUUAUUUGUGGCAGAAAUUUGAAAAAUCAAACAGUGGUGCCGAACAGUUAACAAUUUUAUCUGCUCUAGCGUGUUCUGAAAAUCCCACCGAUUUAGAAAGACUCUUAUUAAAAGCGAUUGAUCUGAAUAGCGGCAUUAGAAAACAUGACAUAGACAAUGUAUUUGAAUAUAUCAUUGAGGCAAGUACUAUUGGAGUUCAAGCAGCUAUGGAUUUCAUUGGAAAUCACUACACAGAGCUACAAGAAUACAUUACUGAUGAAAGUUCAGCCUUUAUUGCUCUGGAUAAAAUAGCUGGCUAUUUACCGACGGAAGACCUUGUCAAAAAGUUCGAUAAAUUCAUACAAUAUAAUAAAGAGAAGUUGGUCAAUAUUAUUGAAGAAGUGCAAGGAUUCUUAGAAAAUUCUAUUUACGAAUUGAACUGGUAUAAAAAAUAUGCUCCUAAGAUAAGUAAGCCCCUGACAAAUAUCCAGAGUUCAUAAAAUUAACAAUUUCCAAAUCUCAGUCAAACAAAUAAAUAUUUUUUACUAUAUUUA
Messenger RNA from Nasonia vitripennis (jewel wasp), 3181 nucleotides. RefSeq names its product aminopeptidase N. The record is from RefSeq and is a predicted model, not a curated record. Gene Ontology annotation, cellular component: cytoplasm. Lineage: Eukaryota; Metazoa; Arthropoda; Insecta; Hymenoptera; Pteromalidae. Gene Ontology annotation, molecular function: metalloaminopeptidase activity; peptide binding; zinc ion binding. Bases 353 to 3127 code for a protein of 924 amino acids. Gene Ontology annotation, biological process: proteolysis; peptide catabolic process. The transcript has 12 exons.